Messenger RNA from Orbicella faveolata, 4292 nucleotides. Its product is annotated as somatostatin receptor type 2-like. Gene Ontology annotation, biological process: G protein-coupled receptor signaling pathway. The record is from RefSeq and is a predicted model, not a curated record. Lineage: Eukaryota; Metazoa; Cnidaria; Anthozoa; Scleractinia; Merulinidae. Gene Ontology annotation, molecular function: G protein-coupled receptor activity. Gene Ontology annotation, cellular component: plasma membrane.
AUUUAACAUUUCUGUAUAUCGUGUUAUGGGCAAAGCUAGUUAUUCAAUGCCAUAUUUGCCUUUGAUGAUCAAGUUGUUUAAUUUUGGUGUAAACAUUGCUGACUUAUUUUUCUCGAAACACUAUGCUAAUGAUACAUGGUAUACUUCUACGAAAAGGACAAGGAGGAGAUUGAGAUCACACACUGAUUUGUUUAGAUAGUGACAAUCUAUAAUAUAAAGCUUUAAUGAGCUGCAACAACGCCAGCUACACGGGAAGCCAGGAAAAAAGCAUAACAAAUCAAUUAUGAACACGACGAGCGAUUUUACAAUUUUCAGUUUGCAACAUGCCGCAUUCGAAAGAGCGCAGUCCUAUGGCUCUUUUUUAAUUGAUUUAUUUUUAAUUUUACAAUGCUGCGAAUCCCAUUGCUCUUCCCACGCAAAAACUUGAAUUUAAUUUUUUAUAAAUUUGCGGUAGCGAGCGAGCUAUACCGCCGUCUUCCUGAGUUGCUCAUAUUCAGCGAAAUUGAAGAAAACGCUUUACUUCCGAUGGAUUCCCGGCGAAGUACUACGUUCUAUGAUAUUGCAUAAAAGAGAUGUGUUUUGCGACAAAGGCAAUCGGGCUUAAUGUAAACGCAUAUUAUUUCGCCCACGGGUGCGUUUUUCUUCGACAAACGUAAGAAGGCUAAAAUUGCUGAUUCUACUGGCCUUCUUCCAAGAGCCCAUCAAAAUUAUCCUGACUGUUUUACCUUCAUUUCGUACAAUUCUUAAUAAGAGGGCAAAAAUUUCCUCUGGGUCGACCAGGUCGCGCAUUCUGGUAAAUCAUCUGCUCGAAAAUGUUAUGUUAACGUAGAGAGAACUUAGGUAUUUAUCACCACUACGCAUCGAUAGCAGGGUCAAAAAGUGAAAUACAUUUUAGCUGCUCGUUUUGACUCUUUGUCCUCAAAUCAAUUUUUGUCAUCAUUUUUACCAUCCCGGCAAAGACGUUAUUACUUCUGCCGUUUUGAAUUAAUGAAACGGUAGCUUUUAUUUAUUGACAAAUGAAACAAAAGAGCAUACAACAUUUUCCUGCAGAAUACUCGCGAUCCCACAAAAAUCGCACAAUAGUUUGAAGAGAAUUUACAAUUAAGUCACAACUGGACGAGAAAGGCUCCAAGAAACAUCAAAACCUCCCCCAAACAUUAUGCUGACAUAAAACUAUUAUCUAGCCUCUUCCAAAGUUCAGAACUGACAAAUUAUGAAUCUGUUCUGGUAAACGAAUACGUAAUCACCUUUUAAGGUAUAGGGAACUGCCGAUUUGAGAAAGCUGAGCAGAGAUGGUGAUUCUGGCGAGCGAAUUGCCAUAAGUAAUCACUUAUGUUAAGUUUCCACAGAUAUCCAUAAUUGUUUUCCUGUCUUUAACAGCAAAAAAUAUAUAUUCUUGUUAUGUACGUCAAACCCAAGUGGAAAUUUCAAAGCUUUUUCCCCUCAAUAUUAUUCAUAAUACCAGGAACUGUUGUGUUUAUAUUUGAGGAAUGAUGCCGGAAAUUACAAACGUUAACUUAUCAGGGUAUGGAUUUAUUAAUACGUUUUUGCUCGCGUUCGUUUUCCUGUUGAAAGUAAAAUUGUUCUCGUAAACCGAAAGACAUGGCAAAUUGUAUUCGUAGCUCAUGUCGACUUUUGCCAGAGAGUUCAUGCUUCAAGAAUAUUUAUGGGAAAUGCCACUGAUUCAUCAGAACCAAUUAUACAAAGUUUUGUACGAGUCAUUUUUUUCUAGUCUUCUCGUUCUCUUGAUGUACGUCAGAACGAAAUCAUUUCAAAGCCUAUUUCCGUUGUUUAUUCUUUAUGGAGCAACACUGUUUUAUUUGUGGUGAAGCCUCUCAGGGAAUUAUCUCUAGACGUUAUAUUGCCCGUCUAUCGCAACAGAGGAAGUUUCAUCCUUAAGCAAAGUCUGUGAGGCCCGGUAAUAAAAACACCCUCAGUCUUAAAAAGGUCUGCUGUCUGAAUUGAAGAUUAAGGAUUUACUUUUCCGUUUUCUUUGCCCCAAUGUCCUUUCAGAGAGAGUGAGGUUCUACAGGCAGUUUUUUCCUGCAGCUGCCUUGGAGAAAUCUCGCUAUUUUGUUUACUGUGUUGCUUCUAUGCAAGAAGAUUGGAACGCAAAACUGCCAGUUCACUGCACAAUCCCAGUGCACAAUACGUAAAUUGUUUUCAGGAACUGACAAUUAACCAGUUUCCUUGUUUCCAAGGGACCAUUUUUGACCCGAAAACGAGCAGAAAUACAUUCUUAGGAGAACCUCGUACCGAAUAGGCGGUUGGUACGUUUGGAAUUUACCUGCAAAGAUAGCAAGUCCGUCAGCCGAACGUUUGCAGCGAGUUUGCAACUGUUCACUGUGCACAGAUUUUGGGCGAUGAACGGGACAAUCCAGAUGAGUUCUUGUCAUGAUGUGGAGAAAAUAUCGCACAUUGUAAUGAUCACCCUGGUUAUGGUUGGAUCGAUAAUCGGGAACAGUAUAAUUUGCCUUUUACUCGUCCGGUUUAAGACUCUGCGAACAGUGCCGAAUAUUUUGAUCGCGAACUUAGCUGUCAUAGACAUUCUCAAUGCACUGACCAAUAUGCCUCUUAUGAUCAUGUGGUACAUCUGUAAAGUGCCGUACCUCAAGGGACAGGCAGUCUCGUGGUUUAUCGUGACUUGGUACGUACUGUUUAUGUAUCUAACCGUGUUUAACCUCACCGUUCUAACAAUGGAUCGCUAUGGAGCCAUCGUGCACGGCAUUCACUACCACUCGUGGAAAACAAUCAACAAGGCAAAAGUAGCAGUGUUGUGUGUUUGGCUCCUGGCCGCUGCCUAUACAUAUGGCAUGUUCAUCUUAGGGCUCGACAUUCAUCUUGGUGACGCUCCAGUGCUGGUGUACAGGAUACAGUAUUUAAAGAAAUUUGGACGACAUUUUAUAAUUCCCGGUUAUCUGGUUCCAUUCACGAUCAUGCUCGUGAUGGGGGUUGCCAUUUGGCGCACUGUGCACAUCCAUAGCAGACGGAUCUCGACGUUCUGUUCUGGGGGAAAGCAAGUUAAAAAUGAUGUGAAGACCGCCAAGACGAUCGGUUUGACAGUAGCGGCAUUUUUCUGCAUGGGCGUCUUCCCGAUGUUGUUACACAACAUCGCAAGAAUUCACGGUUCAUGGCCUCAUUUCCUUGCGUUUUUCCUCACGCACCUCAACAGCAUGGCGAAUCCAAUUAUUUACUCACUCAAGACUCCAAGGUUUCGCAAGGCCUUCUCAUUGUUCAUGAAGGACCCGUGGGGCAAGUCACAGCCCGUUUUGACUUCCAAGACUCAAACUGAACUUUAUUCCACAACAAGAAAUUCACCUUGCGUAACAGAAGAAUAUAACAUUCAGAUGACAGAACUUUAAAAGGAAAAUAGGGAGUUAAUCCCAAUUUACACGUAUUUCAUUUGAUCAUCUUUUUUUGUUGUUUGUUUUGUGGGAACUAAUCUUUGCGAUUGCCGGUAAAGGACUGGUUUUUCUUGCUGGGUAUUCAUAUUUGUGAUUUUCGGGAAGUCCCGUUUAAUUGAAAGUACAAUUUCGGAUUUAUUAAUUUAACUGCAAGCAACUGACAAGUGAAAACAAGCGCAUAGAUAUAAAACACAGUAAUUCAGUAAUCAGGGUCACUCUAUCCCAUUUAUAUCUUGCUCUUGUGCGAAAAUGUAGUGUUCUUCUCAUUGGAGUGCCUUCAGACAAUCCUUUCCUGUAAACCUUUUUUUAUUAUUUCUGAACGUGUUUCUCAUUUCAUCGUUUAGUUUCUGAACGAAAGAGACGUUUUAAAUGAAUGGCAGCAACAAGAAUCUACUUGUGAUGUUUGUGCGUAUAAUUUCGCCAGUGGAGUAAAUUUUUGCGGAGGAAAUUUUUUCCUGAAGUUUUUUUUGCGGGAACCUAUUUUUUUGCUGAUCAUGGAAAAAAAACGGAUAAAUCGCAAAAAUCAGAGCCUGCAAAAAUUUAGUUCCACACAGUAUAUACGAUUAUACGAUUUGUAAGCAAGAGAUUCAGUAUACACUGCAAACAAAUUUUAAAAACAAUGUGUAGUCAGCUAUGCUUCAUCUUUUUGCAAGUAGCGUUUUCAUUCACGAAAAGAAAUCGAGUCUGUCCCGAGAAUCUGUGUACUUACAACUGAUUUGGUUUACUGUUUGGAUUGGGGUCGAAGAACUAUCAGCUCGCCAUUUACACUCACCCAUUCGCAUCCCAAUUUAUCGUACUCGAGCAGUUAGUAGUUGCAAUUUAAAUGAGCUAAGUCACGGUAUUUUGGCCAGGUACAAAAUAACCUUAAGUUUACUAAGAUAGAAAAAC